Serendipita indica DSM 11827 is the source of this 1578-nucleotide messenger RNA. NCBI's taxonomy places the organism in Eukaryota, Fungi, Basidiomycota, Agaricomycetes, Sebacinales, Serendipitaceae. The record is from the annotation of a GenBank genome assembly.
AUGAACCAGCUUUCAGACUCGCUUCCUCGAGUCUCAUGGCAGUCAAUCGCACUUGCGACGUCGUUUGCUGCUCUCUUCUGGGGAGUUCGACGGACGAUUACCGCGUCGACAGAUUUCUGGUUUCGAGAUGCACAAUUCCGUUUGUAUGCGCCUGGUCCACCGCGCCGUUUUUUGUUGGGCAACCUUCUCGACUUUCCCAAGGAGAAAAUUGGAGAUACUUUUAGUGAAUGGGCGAGGAAGUACGGUGACCUGGUCUACGUCGACAUUGCAGGCAUGCCAAUGCUCAUCGUCAAUACGUACGAAUUGGCGCAAGAACUACUAUCCAAGCGCGCGAAUAUCAAUUCGGACCGCAAAGUUGGCUACAUGGCACUGCACUUGAUGGAAACCGAGUGGAAUCUGGCUUUUAUUCAGCCGGGGGCAAAGCAUCAGUUUAUGCGAAAGAUGCUUCGGAGAGGGAUUGGUCCACAGCGGAUUGCGAGUCAUGAUCAUUUAAUUCAGGACCGUGUAUCCGAGCUCAUGGUAUCGUUGUUAAAGCUAAAAGGAGCGCCUGGACCCACGCUCGCGAGUACGCUAGGUAGUAUUGUCAUUUCACUCACCUAUGGAGAAGAGAUGUGGAAUGACUUCGGCAAAGAGCUCGUAGACUGGGAUAAUGAGAUUAUGGGCAACAUUAGUGUUGCUUUCAGCAAAUUUUGGAUGGUCGACGUCUUCAACUUUUUGCGGUUUAUUCCAAGUUGGAUGCCAGGUGCCUACUUCAAGAAAAUGGGAAUACGAACGGCAUACCUGAAUAGACUCGUUCGCGCAAAACCGUAUGCACGAGUCCUCGAGCUCUACGAAUCCGGAAAACUGGGUCAUUGUCUAGCUGCUGAUCUGUUGGACGAGUUUGGGCCAUCCGAAGAAUUGCAAGACACGCUUGCGGCCCUCUAUCUAGCUGGUUCGGAAACGACUAUCAACCUUCUGGUCUCUUUUAUUCACGCCAUGUUUCUCCAUCCUCAUGUGGCGGACAAGGUAUAUGCGGAGAUAGAGCAAGUUACAGGUGGCGUACAACCACUUCAAAUCGGGGACAAGGAAAAGCUCCCCUACACCGAAGCCGUCUACAAAGAGGCAUUACGCUGGCGACCAGUCGCACCAGUUGGUCUUCCACAUGUGAGCAACAAAGAGGAUACAAUCAAUGGGUAUUAUAUCCCCCAAGGUACCAUGAUUAGCCAGAAUUUUGGGUUUAUGCUCAGUGACCCACGUGUAUGGAAAGACCCCGAAAACUUUCGUCCUGAAAGAUUCCUCGAGGAUCAUGAUCCUCCACUUCCCCAUCCGGCCUCCAUUUUGUUUGGGUUUGGCAUGAGGGUCUGCCCAGGUAUCUAUCUCGCUGAGAGAGUCGGGUUCCACAUCGCCGCAUCAAUCGUCUCGCUCUUCAAGAUUCUGCCAUUAGAAGAUCAAACCGUUCCUCGUCCAGAGGACGUUGAAUACAUCAAGAAUGCAUUUGUCCUCCCUCGAGAUUUCCAGUGCAGAUUUCAGCCACGAAAUCAUUCCUCGAAAGAAAUCUUAGGCCUUAUGGAGAUCAGUCAAUUGGCAAAGUCUGAGUAA